This is a messenger RNA of Rasamsonia emersonii CBS 393.64, 2613 nucleotides long. Its product is annotated as CHY and RING finger domain protein. The record is from RefSeq and is a predicted model, not a curated record. Gene Ontology annotation, biological process: ubiquitin-dependent protein catabolic process; protein ubiquitination. The transcript is spliced from 6 exons. Gene Ontology annotation, molecular function: zinc ion binding; ubiquitin protein ligase activity. Gene Ontology annotation, cellular component: nucleus. Lineage: Eukaryota; Fungi; Ascomycota; Eurotiomycetes; Eurotiales; Trichocomaceae. The coding region runs from base 1 to 2613 and encodes 870 amino acids.
AUGACUGACUUGCGAGCAAUAGUGCUCGCCUACCGCCAUCUCUAUCGUCGUGGCCUUCAGGCUGUCAAUUAUGCAACGCCUGCACGUCAUGUGCUUCUCAGGAUUUUGCGAUCCUCAUUUCGGUCCGGGUCGCGCGAUGACUUUGAUCCCAAGAAGAUAAACAAAACUUUGGAGUUUCUCCAACGCGCUUCGGAAUCCGCAGGCUUAGAGCACAAGAUCAUCAAAAACCUUAUAAUGGUCAGGUAUUGGGAGCAGCCGCAGGCAAAGAAGGAGGUAAAAAUGAUCAAAGAGCAAGAUGUUAAGCAUACCCAUCUUCGGAAGAGUGCCAAUGCUCACUUCAACUCGACCCUCAUGCUCUUGAACGAAAGCUUGGGAAUUUGCCUAAGGAUAAACCGCAAGCGGUCCUGGAUGCGUGACCGCCAGAGGUGUUGGUACCGGGUCCCAAUGAGUGGGCUAAUUUCCUCUUUACUUAUCGGGCCCAUUAUUCGGCAAGCCCGCCGCUUAUCGCGUCUGACGACCACUGAGCCUGCACCGAUUGUGACUGAUGAUGACCGAGAAGCCACAUGCCUGAGUCCACCGGACGGCUUUUCGUGCUCUUCAAAACAGAACAACCACGGAAAUCGUUCUAAAGCGACUGAUUUUCAAUACAAUUCUGACUGGAGACUGGAUUGCGGACCAAGAGAGCGCUCUGACAGUUCACCAUCGGUGUCGACAUCCCUCGAUUCCCAUGACCACGAGCUGCAUGAUCUAGGAGGGUCGACGUUUAAUGAUAGGACUGAGGCUAGCCAAGUGCAUGUGUCGGAGAGCUUUCAUGCCCAUAAUAAUGGGAUUUCACAAGAAUCCGGAACAAAUCAGACAACAGACACAUCUCGAACGAAUCUUACGCAAGAGGCGCACAUUGAAAUGUCAAACGAGUCGACCAAUUUCCAGUCGUACGGCUUGGAGGAAAACGGAAAAGAAUUGCCUGAAGAUGACGGGAUGGGCGUUUUGAGACGGAAGAUACACGCCAUACGGGAUAAAGAUGCACCCACAGCCGAGAAGGCACGAUUGAUCCAUUCUCUGAUGACGGAGAGUUACAAUGCCUCUCGGAGCAGCUUCAGCCGUCAGUCGUCGUCAAUUCCUCGUUCUCCAUCUAGUGUCAGAAGCUUGGAGCGUUCAUUAACACCAACUUCUCCGAAAACCCGACGGUCUUUCGAUCAGCUCUCCUUGGCUCCAGUCUCCUCGACUGAUACAACACAACUCAGCAUAUACAAUCUCACUCCCCAGGAUUUAGAACCGACAUACGUUCCCAAAAAUGACAAUGACACUUCCAAGAGCAAUACGGUCGCCGAAUGCCUCGAUGAUACUGAUUAUUCGGAAGAGGAGGAAGAAACCCUGGGCUGUCGGCAUUAUAAACGGAACGUCAAGCUGCAAUGUUAUACCUGCAAGAGAUGGUACACUUGUCGCUUUUGUCACGAUGAGGUUGAAGAUCAUACGCUAGAGCGACGUAAGACGGAAAAUAUGCUCUGUAUGUUGUGUGGUCUCCCUCAGCCAGCUGCACAGUGGUGUAAAGGGUGCGGUGAGCGAGCGGCAGUGUAUUUCUGUGCUGUAUGCAAGCUCUGGGAUAAUGACAGUGCCAAGAGCAUCUAUCACUGUUAUGACUGUGGAAUUUGCCGUAUAGGAAAGGGUCUCGGCAAGGACUUCUUUCACUGCAAGACAUGUAGCGUGUGUAUGCCUAUCUCUAUCGAAAAUGCCCAUCGAUGCAUCGAGCGUUCUACUCAAUGUGACUGUCCGAUCUGCGGGGAAUACAUGUUCACAUCUCCCGAUACAGUUGUCUUCAUGCGAUGUGGACACAGUAUACAUCAUAAGUGCUACGCAGAAUACUCCAAAACGUCGUAUCGUUGUCCGAUAUGCAGCAAAAGCAUAACAAACAUGGAGGCUCGCUUCAGAAACUUGGAUCGCACUAUCGAAAGCCAACCAAUGCCUGCUGAGUUUCGAGACACUAAAGCAUUGAUUUAUUGCAAUGAUUGCAGUGCGAAGUCUGCUGUCCCAUAUCAUUGGCUUGGGUUAAAAUGUGAACUAUGUGAAUCUUAUAAUACGAUACAAAUCCGCCUCCUUCGUGGGACCGAAGUUGAGGGGACAGACAAUAAUAAUAGUAGCGAUGCGGUACCGCGGCCUAGGUCAUCAUCGUACGGAAUUAACGAAAUUAGAUGUGGACCAGAAACAUCAUCAGAGAUAACUUCUGGAUUCGUGCCGCGUACAGACAUGUAUCUGCGGCCCACGAUGAGCUCCUCUUUUGACCGGGACUAUCGCUCUUUUCAGUCUCGUUCUCGAGCCGUCUCUCCGACAGUGAGUAAUUAUUUUGGACUAUCCCGAGACUCUGCAGCGUCGCCGUCGAUCUUCUCGAGGUACCGAAGUAAUAGCAACGAGACUGGGACUUUCAGUUUUUGGGGGAGCACAAGCUUGAGAUGCAGAUAUCCCUUUUUCAGGGGUGACAGUGAAUCGACGGAUAGUGAAAGUGAAGCAGAUGAUGACGAGGACGAGGAGGAGGACGAGGACGAGGAAUCUGCAGAAGACCUGGAUGAAGAUGAUGACGAUGAUGUCGACCCCAUCGAUAUAUUUGGGCACCGUUGA